Molecule: messenger RNA, 3013 nt
Organism: Drosophila ananassae
Lineage: Eukaryota; Metazoa; Arthropoda; Insecta; Diptera; Drosophilidae
Gene: tun
Product: protein N-terminal glutamine amidohydrolase
Exons: 5
Coding region: 385-1002 (205 amino acids)
Cellular component (GO): cytosol; nucleus
Molecular function (GO): protein-N-terminal asparagine amidohydrolase activity; protein-N-terminal glutamine amidohydrolase activity
Source: RefSeq, a predicted model, not a curated record
ACUAGCAUGGAGGAAUGCCGCUGAGCAAGUCCCAGAAGCAGGAGCAGAACCAGCCGCCAGGAAAGCAGCCUCCUCCAAUGCCACCGCGCGGACACAGAUACAGAUACAGAUACGGAUACGGCCUCAGACACAGAUACAGCCACAGCUCCAGAUACGGAUACGGACACCGAUACACGACAAUAAUGUCCCUGCUUUCGUCCAGGCAGCGGCGCAUUAUGCAGUGAUUUUGCCACUCAUCCCUCGUCCUCGUGUCUCGUGGCCCAGCGACAGUUUGCCCCGCCCCGCCCCCGCUUCUCUCCGCCGCCCCCACUCUACCGCUCUACCGAGGAAGAGGAACAGCAACAACAAUAGAUUCAGCAGCAACGCAUCCCGAACGCCAGCAAGAUGACCACGGACUUUCUGUUCCCCAAAAUAGCGGACUGCUCCUAUGUGUCCUGUUACUGCGAGGAAAAUGUGUGGAAGCUCUGCGAGCAGGUGAAACGCACGCGCCCGGAGGAGCUGUCUAAGUGCUACGCCGUCUUCGUCUCCAACGAGGGUCGCACGGUGCCCCUGUGGCGCCAAAAAGCAGGACGUGGCGACGAUCAAGUUGUGAUAUGGGACUACCACGUCUUCUUCAUGCACAAUCCGUCGCCGAACCGGUGUUUGGUCUUCGAUUUGGACACCACGCUGCCAUUUCCAACAUAUUUCCACAAGUACGUGACCGAGACGUUCCGCUCCGACCUGGCCCUGCGACCGGAGCACCACAGAUUCUUCAGAGUCAUACCCGCAGACACAUAUCUCAUUGAGUUCUCCUCGGAUCGGCGUCACAUGCGCCGGCCCGAUGGGAGUUGGAUCAAGCCGCCGCCCUCAUAUCCACCCAUUCUCUCGAACACGAACUUACACUGCCUGGGAGACUUCAUCUGCAUGAGCGCCGGCAAGGGCCCGGGCGCAGUGUACAGCCUCUCGGAGUUCGUGCACAACUUCUACAAGUCGCCCCACGUGAUGGCCCAGAACAACAAGUAGAGCAGGGAUCAAGGAUCCGGGCGGCCGAGGACAUCCCCGCUACCGAACCCUAUCGUUUUGUCGAGUUGUCGCUAGCAGACAGUUAAUUACCAAUUGCAUACAUAUACAUACAUACAUAUACACGCGGACAUAUAAGCAUAUAUGUUUAUAUAUACACUCACAUACAUAUAUAAAUACGGAUAAAAUAUAAAGUAUAUUUAUGAUAAUGUAUUUUUGUAUUCAGGUUAACAGAAAAUCAAGCAAAGAAGUUACAACGCUGGCUCUCCGCAGCUCUCCGCGUACAUUUGUAUUGAAAUUGAAAUUCAAGUCUAAAGAAAUUAUAAAUCUAAUUAUACAUUUUUUAUUGUACGUAUUCGAUAAAGACGAAACCAAAGUAAAAGCUAACCACUCGUAUAUACACCCCGCAUAUAUACAUACACACUUAUAUAUAUAUAUAUACCUGUAUGUAAACGUACCGACGAAGACAUUUUGAUUCGUUACUCUCCAUAUACUUUUUGUAUCUUUAAAGUUUAAACCAACUAAUGAAUGGAACGCACCAAUUACAAGUAACCAGGCCAGCGGGUACGGCUAAAGGAACUUGCUAUGCUCUCGAUUCUGUAAUUCAAUUUUUGGCUAGGCUCAAAGCUAACCCACACCUAACUCUAAAUUUACGCUAAAUUUAAACGAAAAAUCUUAACCUAACUCUAAGAACUUGACGGCUUGUUAACUUGUUUUACUGUACUUUACAUUAAUUACGUACUCGAACCGCAAUUAUUAUUGUAAUUCAUAAAUUAUCUACUUUGUAUACAAAGGAAAACAAACAAAUCGAAGCUAAUCGUAACGAAAUCGAUGAUACUGAUAAUGUGUAUUGUACUGUAUGUUUGUAUCUAGCUAGUUUUUGUACGGUUUGUAUGCCCGAGGACCCUCAGUACUCCCCAUAGUCCCGCUUAGCGUUGAUUUCGAUAUAUGUAUGUAUUUACCGAACCGUUUUCCGUUUCGAUUGAUAACUUGUGACGCGCAAAGACUGAUUCAUUAUACGCUCUACGGUAGCUGCAGCACCCCGAGUCCCGAUUCCCGAUUCCUUCUAGAAUCUAGGUCUUGAAGAACCCCUGGCCAGAUCUGUCCCUAGAGUGACCUUCCUUUGCAGGGCUUUUCUCCAUUCUCCAUUGUUUGUUGUCCGGCUUCCAAUCUUCAUACUCGGAUUAGUUAAGAAAACUCGCAUUUAUUUUCAUUUCGAACUUCGAUUUGUAUAGAGAGGUUUUUACUCGAUUCGUACUGUACUGUACUGUACUGUAGUGUGGGAGUAUGAUUACCAGGUGUGUACACACAUGAACAUAUGAAACAUAAACGAAGAUGUAUAAUACAUAAAUGCUGUGCAAAAGUCUCAAAGUUAAACCUAAACUUUUAAUUAUACGAAACUGUAGCAACAAACACAAAUUUUGUCAAUGUUCUAACGAGUGUCUGCAUUAGAUAGAUACCGACGUAUGUAUGUACUUGUGCGAUUAUCCUUGAGUUCAUGUUCGAAUCGCUGAUUUUGAAUCGUUACAUCCAUCGCUGAAAGGAACACCAAGCAAGCGAUUGCAAUAAAACGUGUAAAAUAAUCUAUAUUUAGUCACUCUAGCCACUCACUUAGAUAGUGCAUACUUAUCGCGUUUGUAACAGCAAAGGCGCCACUCUUUUUCUCUUCCAAUUUUUCUAUUCAAACUCCCGAUAACAUGGCAUAUAAACAAUAUUGGGCCUCUUGCUAAAACACAGAUAUACAUAUAUAUAUCUUAUAUAGAAAUAUACCUAGCUCUAAGCUAAUCAUUAAGUUUGGCGCCUGCGGCGUCUUUUUACUCUUUUUUAUAUAAGCAUAUAUACAUAUAUUUAACUGGACGAAAUCUAAAAGCAACUGAGCAGAAAUCGAACAAUGAUGCCCCGGCAGCCGGCUCUGAUGCACCGGUUCCGGAUGCACCAUCUGCGUGAGCAGCAUCAGAGUCACAAUACCAGGUCACAAUAAACUCCGCACCCCGGUGUCCUUUGAAUCCUCGAA